This is a messenger RNA of Acaulospora colombiana, 1689 nucleotides long. The record is from the annotation of a GenBank genome assembly. NCBI's taxonomy places the organism in Eukaryota, Fungi, Glomeromycota, Glomeromycetes, Diversisporales, Acaulosporaceae.
AUGGAAAGUGAAGCUUCGCGCGAAGAAAGGCUUUUGGCUGGAAAAAAAAAGCUUAAAAAAUUUCAAAAGAAGAAGGCCACAGGUGUCACAGCAGACGCUUCCUCUGCGGCAGCUCGUAGGAAAAGUUCUGAUUCCGCAACAGCCUCAAGUACGAGAAGAUCGAGCGUCACUUCAGACUCUGGGAGUGCUAAAGCGGAAGGGACGGAGGGGAAAGUGCAAGAAACCGUCGCGAGUGCUGACGACGACUCCAAGAUUGAGAAUAGUUUAUCAAGUGAAGUUUUAAAAGACUCUCUUCCUUCGGACACCAGCCAAGCGACGCAUAGUUCACUCGUCGAAGGCCAUCAACCGAUCACCCAUUCUCAUGCACAACAGUUGCAAACAGAUAUUUUAUCAAAACCGAUUGACAUAGCCCCCGCCGAAAAUACGCCUUCAUUAACCGGCAUAUCCGGUGAUGAACCAGUUCCUUAUGAAUCCCUCGCCAACAUAUGUAGCAUGCAACAGCAAACCAUUGCUUUGUUGGUUGAGGAAAAGACAGCGCUGGUAUCGGAUCUUGAAAAGUAUUCGGCGAUGGCCGACCGAUUUAAGAGCAGUGAGGAGUUUUUGGAAGAAGGCCGAAUGCUGGUUGAUGCUCUACGACGGCAAAAUGGAGAAUAUGAGGAAAAGGUUAAGAAUAGUGAGGAGCGAUUGAGGGAAGUGGAGGAAGAAAAGGAAAAGAUAAUAGAAUCUCUACAGUCGCAGAAUGCGCGCGUGGAACAACUUGAAAAGGACAACAAACAGCUUUUAUCUCAAUUGAAUACCAAAGAUUCCAUAGUUGAACAGUUAACCGCGGAAAGGGCUAAGAUUCGGACCACUUCGGAGGAGGUCGAAACACUUCAGAAGUCUCUUCAGGAUAAAGAAGAUCGUUGUGAGGCUCUGGAAAUUGAAUUAUCCAACCUACGACACCAAUUCACUAGCGUAGAACAAGAGCUUAGGGAAAAAGGAAAUAAGUUGUUGGAAACUGAACAAGAUUCACGUGAAAGGCAUUCGAAAUUUGAAUCGAUGGCUAGUCAAAUUCAAUCGCUUACCGAAGUCAACAGUGAUGUUAGUCAAAAGUUGGCAAAUAAAUCAAGCGAACUUGAAGUAAUGUCACGUGAAUUCUCAGAACUUACCGAGCAACAUUCGAUGAAAUCAUCAGUGAUCGAAGAGUUGCAACGCGAUCGUGACAGCUUGAAACUGGAAUUGGAAGCAUCGCAAUCGGAGAAUUCCAAGAUGACCAAACGCAUUAAAGAUCUUACGACCAAGAUUGAUGGUCUGUCAUCGGAUAAUCGUAAUCUAUUAUCUCAGUUAACCGAACUGAGGGAAAAAUUUGUGGAAAUAAGCAAUGAAAAAUUGGUAUUGGUAGAAGAGGUAGAGAAGGAGAAAUUGAGAGCCAGCAGGUUAGAGCGGGAGGUUUCGAAAAUACAAGAACAACUUUCUCUAAAGGGUGAUACAUUAAAGAUGAAUGGAAGUACCCGUGAGAUUAACCCUAAAGUAUCAGCAAACUACAUAUCGAACCAAGAGCUACAUUUGAAACAUCAGAAUGAUUCAAUACCGAACAAAGUUAUCUCUUCACAGCACAUUGUAAAUCAUCGAUACGCACUUUCUCAGUUUAGCAGCGAUUUCGAGAUUGGAAAGUGUCCGGGAUGCAUCGGAGAAGUUAUUAUAGUAUAA